UGUAGAGGUGGGUAGGUCUAACACAGCACGCGCGGGUGGUGCCGAUGACCCGGUCGUAAAAUAAGGCCAAGAUUUAAGGCGUUUGUAUCCCUGCAUAGUGGGGUAUCAUCUUCGUCUGGGUCAAAUCAGAUCUCAGCUCUCAUCUACUUAGGUAUAAGGUUGAUGGUAAGCUUUAACUAAAAUAGCAGAUAACGGGGACGCUGGCACGCUGGAACCCAGCGCCUUGGGUACUUUCUCGAACGCCGAGAACCCCUGAAUUGUCGUAAUGUCGUGCUUCUGCAACGCGCUUUCAAGGAAAAUGUGAAAAAAAUAAUUAUUUGUCUAUCUUACCUUACCUAACAUACCAUCGUCGAGCAGAUGGGCUUCAUUCCUCGAAAUGCAUUUACAAUCGCGCUUUUCUGCGCUUUACAUGCGCUGGAAGCAACUACCUAAUCUUCACAAGGUCAUAGCGGUGUCUGGUCUGAUAUUAUUCUUGAUAGUCAUAUUCAUUCAACCGAAUCCAGCAGUCGCCCGCGAUGGAUGGAACCGACUCACACAUACUGGAAAUGGCCCUCUUGCAGGUGGAAUUCCUCUUCGCGUUAUGUUCAUAGGCGCUUCCAUGACCUUGGGCGAGCAUUCGACUGGUGAAUUGGGCUAUCGCAAGCAAAUCCGAGACUGGCUUGUUUCUAGGGGCAAUCCAGUCAACUACGUCGGCCAGAACCGAUUCGGUGAUUUCAAGGAUAACGACGUCCAGGCAUUCGGUGCCCAACCCAUUAAGCCGACCCUCGAUCGCCUAAAAGAAGUUGUGCCACAAACUCAACCGAAUCUGAUUUUGAUAAACGCCGGGUCGAGCGACUGUUUCCAGUUAGAUCACUGGGGACCAGCGUACGUGUUACAAGCUAUGCGCGACCUAGUUGAUUUCCUAUUCGAGGCAUCGCCACGAACCACCAUUAUCAUGUCGACAAUCAUCACGAGUCCAUGGGAGGGUACAGAAAAGUGCGUAAAAAGCUCCAACGCACAGAUACGCCAAGUCGCUAUCGACCUUAUCCGCGAAGGCAAGCCUGUGACGAUGGCAGAAAUGCAUUUUGAUCAGGGCCUACCGAAUCGUGUUUUGCGUGAGGAUAUUGGACCCGAUGAUAUGCACCCUACCGACAAGGGGUACUUCAAAAUGGGUGAUAUUUUCAUGGAGAAAAUUCUAGAAGUCGAGAAGAACGGCUGGUUGCAUCGUCCGGUAGACAACGGUGUCCCAGAAGACGGCGAUGCUGCUAGGGAUGCCGAAGAUGCGAUCAAGGCGCAAGAAGAAAAAAUGAAGGAGAAGGGAGGCGCAGAAAACUUGCCUCUACCUGGUAGGAGGCGAACGAGGAGAGACGGUUAAUAGGAGACAUGAGGUUGAUAAUAAAAAAUCUCAGUACAUGUACAUUACACCCUUUCCUCAACAAGAAAGAGUUCGCAUUAUCUGUCUAUCUACCUAGGUAUGUACUACGCUGAAGAUUUCCUUUCGGCUGUUACGAUUAGAGGUAUUCUGUAUCAAGACUAUGUCAUCACUCACGAUACUAUAAUCUUCUAGCCAUCCUUAGCUUCGGGCUUUACUGAAACUAGGUAAUUUUGAGGCUGCCUACUUAUUCCACUAUCAUGAAAAUGCUUAGCACCCUCUCCCC
Messenger RNA from Hypoxylon trugodes, 1637 nucleotides. Its product is annotated as carbohydrate esterase family 3 protein. The transcript is spliced from 3 exons. Gene Ontology annotation, molecular function: phosphatidylcholine lysophospholipase A1 activity. Bases 377 to 1354 code for a protein of 325 amino acids. The record is from RefSeq and is a predicted model, not a curated record. NCBI's taxonomy places the organism in Eukaryota, Fungi, Ascomycota, Sordariomycetes, Xylariales, Hypoxylaceae.